Molecule: messenger RNA, 1900 nt
Organism: Penaeus monodon (black tiger shrimp)
Lineage: Eukaryota; Metazoa; Arthropoda; Malacostraca; Decapoda; Penaeidae
Product: ovochymase-2-like
Exons: 17
Coding region: 58-1716 (552 amino acids)
Biological process (GO): complement activation; proteolysis
Cellular component (GO): extracellular region
Molecular function (GO): serine-type endopeptidase activity
Source: RefSeq, a predicted model, not a curated record
CAUAAGUACCGGAUCGAACACCGCUUUGAUCAGUUCCGAUACGAGGUACGAGGCACCAUGAUGCCUUCCGCUCGACUCCUCAUGGUAGUGCUUAUGAGCGUCUGGCUUGCGAGCGACGCCAAGCGUUCUUUUAAAACAAGUGUGACCGCUCUCCCUGGCGCUAUCGACCGGCCCAUGAGUCAGGGAGCAGGGAAGAACAAACAGGAAAAAGCACUGGAUUGCGGCCGCCACCUCGUCAAGCCAGGAACUACAGUAACGUUUAAGUCUAAAAGUUAUCCAGAUGGUUAUAAGAAGGGGAAGUGCACGUGGUCAUUUAAGACCAAGAAGGGCGCCGCUCUGGCCAUGCAAUGCGGCGAUUUCAUGCUUGAGGAAACACCCAAUUGCAAGAAAGAUUUCCUGCAGAUUAACGACUAUUCCGGCGAGAAGAAAAAGUACUGUGGUCUGCAGAAAUCUCUCGGUACAUCCCGGUCUGCUUCUCGGCUUCAAGUGAAGUUUAAAGCAAGCAAGAACCGGUCAUAUAAAGGCUUUACCUGCACUGUCGAGUCAAAGGUUGUCUCUGACACCAGAUCAUCUCUGUGUGCUCCACUAAGCUGUGGUUCCCACUACGUCGCUCCGGAAACGUCCCUUGGGUUCCAGUCCGAAAACUACCCCGAGGCCUACCCUGGGGGGGCCAAUUGCGUGUGGGACUUCACAACCGACGAAGGUGCGACGCUGGACAUCUACUGCGACGAUUUCUCGGUCCAGAAUUCGAGAAACUGCAGAAAGGAUUUCCUCCAGGUUACUGAUUUCGUCAGUUUCAAUGACAAGUACUGUGGCACCGGCGAUGAACUUAGCAUCUCGGGACAAAGUUCAGCGCUUCAAGUGUUCUUCAAGAGCAACAGGAGAAAAGCCUCGAGAGGGUUUUGCUGUGCCGUUACAGCCUCCGCGGUUUCGGUUCCUGCGCCAUCUCCGACCUCUGCACCCGGCGAUUGCUCGUGCGGCCAAGUGAACCGAAAAUCGCGGAUCGUUGGGGGAACCGAGACCGAGAUCAACGAGUACCCUUGGAUGGCCGGUCUCAUCGCCAGGAGGAAUUUGAUCUGCGGAGGAGCUGUGAUCGCCGACGAGUGGGUCCUGACGGCGGCGCACUGUGCGGAGGUCAUGGAUACUAACGACGCAGUCCUUCUUGGUGACCACGACUACUCAAUCAGUUCAGAUGCUAAUGCCUAUUCGAUAAGGAUUUCCCAGAUCGUGAUCCACCCUCAGUACAACAGGAAUACCUUGGCGAACGACAUUGCUCUCCUGAAGCUUUCUUCGAGGAUCACGUGGCCCUCCGAUAACACUGUGGCGCCCGUCUGCCUUCCUUCAGCUGGCGAGUCCUAUGCUGACGUCAGCGCUAUAGUGACGGGCUGGGGCGCUCAAUCUGAGAGAGGAGGUUAUCUGCCACAGCUCUAUGAAGUGACGGUAUCAACCCUGACGAACGGGGAAUGCAAUGCUCGCUAUAGCGGUGGAAUUCUGGAUGGUAUGAUCUGUGCUGGUGAUCGGGGAAAGGAUUCGUGUCAGGGAGAUUCCGGAGGCCCAAUGAUCUAUAAUGAGAACGGGCGAUAUGUUGAAAUUGGCAUUGUGUCCUGGGGCAUCGGCUGCGCUCGGCCAGAGUACCCGGGAGUGUACACGAGAGUGAACAACUACAUUUCGUGGAUAGAUUCCUACAUCGGCUCCUCAGGGACCUGCCCACCUUAAAGGACCCCUGCAUCCUAUCCCUCCUAUUCCUGGGAUAAUUCUACCGAACUGCUUCAUCCUCUGGUAAAAUUGAUUUGAAAAUCGACGUUUGGAUUAAAUUGAAAAAGUUUUUUGAUAUAUCAAUACACUGAGUAUACCUCAUGUACGGUAUAUUUAAUAAAUCGCUUGGGAAUAAGGAGAAAUA